Annulohypoxylon truncatum is the source of this 1446-nucleotide messenger RNA. RefSeq names its product DNA glycosylase. Gene Ontology annotation, biological process: base-excision repair. The record is from RefSeq and is a predicted model, not a curated record. Lineage: Eukaryota; Fungi; Ascomycota; Sordariomycetes; Xylariales; Hypoxylaceae. The transcript has a single exon. Gene Ontology annotation, molecular function: catalytic activity. The coding region runs from base 94 to 1407 and encodes 437 amino acids.
CUAAAUUGCUUAGUCAUCGUUCAUGUAAACCUACACCGUAUAUCUGGAAUAUGUGAAUACUGUACAGUAACUACUUCCUAAAUAUCCGCAGCCAUGGCUAAGGCCCGCGUCAAGGUCGACGCGGAUGACGUAGCUCAACCUCGCGCAUCUCUCCGACGCAGCACGCGGAAUAGUAGCAAAGGCGGAGGGGAUGUACUUAUCAAGCACGAAGAUAUUCCAGCAACAACGCUGGUUGCGCCGGUGCGCCGGAGUAAGCGGCCCAGAUCUGCUGAGGAUGAGACCGUGAAAGCUGAGCCUCCAACCAAGAUCGCGAAGAGGUCGUCCUCCUCUUCACCCUCUGCUUCUCCCGUCUCAUCGCGGGUUAAAGUUCAAACCGAGGCACCUAGCCCGAAAAAGAAGCAUGCUAGAAGCGUAAAAGCGGAAAAAGGGGCCGGCGGCAAAGAGAACAACAACAACAACAGCAGUGACAAAGCAGCAGAUCUCCGAGCGAAGAAGCUCAAAUCGUACACGCAGUUCGCGAACAAAUCGCCCUUCCCGGACUUCGCGCGCCCGUCGCCCGAGGAAUGCGAGCGCGCGUACGGGGUCCUGGCCGCGCUGCACGGGGAGCGGCGACGGCCGGAAAAAGUCGUCAGCGCGCCGGCGGACCGCGCGGGGUGCGGCGACGCGCCGAGCGUGCUGGACGCGCUCGUGCGCACUAUCUUGUCGCAGAACACGAGUAACCGGAACAGCACGCGCGCGAAGCUCGACAUGGACGCCGUGUACGGCGGCGGCGAGUCCGAGGAGCGGUGGGAGCGGAUCGCGGCCGGUGGGGCGGCGAAGCUGGAGAAGGCUAUUGCGAGGGGUGGGUUGGGAGGCGUGAAGAGUCGCGCUAUUGUUGAGAUCUUGAGGCAGGUUAGGGAGAGGUAUGGGAAGUACUCGCUUGAUCACCUGCUGUUAAGGACUACUGAGGCGGAGGAGGAGGGUGGUGGUGAUGAGGAGGCUAUGCGCGAACUUAUCUCGUUUAAGGGCGUGGGACCUAAGACGGCGAGCUGUGUGCUGUUGUUCUGCGUCGGCAGGGAUUCAUUCGCCGUCGAUACGCAUGUGCACCGGCUUACGGGGAUGCUGGGGUGGCGGCCGGCGACGGCGAGCCGCGACGAGACGUUCGCGCAUCUCGAUGUUAGGAUCCCGGAUCAGCUCAAGUACGGGCUGCAUGUGCUGUUCGUCGAGCACGGGCGCAAGUGUCCCGAGUGUAAGGCUGGCGGGAAAGUGCUUGGGAAGUGUGAGCUUAGGAAGGCGUUUAAGCGCGGGAAAGUCAAGGUCGAGGGUCAGAUGGAGGAGGGAGAGGUGGACCGGGUUAAGAAGGAGGAGGAAGAGGCAGAGGAAGAAGAGGAAGAAAAAGGAGCGAAGCUUGAGUCGACUACGGAGUGAAUUGGCGAUGGAUGUAAACAUAGACUGUACUUAUAUGUU